Cynara cardunculus var. scolymus (artichoke) is the source of this 1184-nucleotide messenger RNA. Its product is annotated as protein PHOTOSYSTEM I ASSEMBLY 2, chloroplastic. The transcript has 6 exons. Bases 255 to 827 code for a protein of 190 amino acids. The record is from RefSeq and is a predicted model, not a curated record. NCBI's taxonomy places the organism in Eukaryota, Viridiplantae, Streptophyta, Magnoliopsida, Asterales, Asteraceae.
UCAGGUUAUGUUUGUAAUAUCAUGUCACUUUGGAAAACAAUGUUUAAAACUUUAAAUUGUUUAUAGGGAGCAAAUUGAUCAUUUUGCCAAAGUACAGGGAUCAUUAUUGAAAGAAGGAUGGUUUGAGGGUGGCGGGAGUAGUAACUUAAAUUAACGGUUAGCAAUAUGCCACGUCCUCGUAGGCAUAUCCUGAUCAAUAAACGGUGUUGCUUUGCUGCUAAUGUCCAUACAGAGCUCUGUCCAGAAGGGGAAAAAUGGCGUUUCACCUUUCUUCUCCCUCACCCUCCGCAAUCACAGGUCUCUCUGCUCAAUCAAACGUUCCACAUGGUCUACGCCCCAAUUUGAAGUUAGUAAGCUAUCGUGUGCGAUCUAGCUUAGAAUCCGAGAGCUCCUCUGCAGAUGCUCCAGACACCUCGCUGGAACCUAUCACCACAAAGACUCAAAACCCAUCGACAUCAAGAAGACUAUGUCUAGCAUGUUUAGCUUCGUCCUUUGCUUUGAUAAGCAAUUCGACUAGUUCCCAUAUUGAGGCCAAGGCAAUUGCUUCUGAUGCCAAAGAAAGACCAGGGUGUCGAAACUGUGGGGGUAGUGGUGCUAUUAUAUGUGAUAUGUGUGGUGGUACAGGAAAAUGGAAAGCUUUAAACAGAAAACGGGCUAAAGAUACGUAUGAAUUCACUGAAUGCCCCAACUGUUACGGUCGCGGAAGGCUUGUGUGUCCUGUUUGUUUAGGUACUGGUUUACCCAACAACAAAGGUCUUCUUAGGAGGCCUGAUGCCCGACAAUUGCUUGAUAAGAUGUAUAACGGACGCCUACUUCCAAACUCUUAGGGGUCAUUUGGCUCUUGGAUUAUUGUUGAAUUUGGGAUAUAGAAGAGCAGAGGCUACUCUUUAUUUACGGUACGUGUAUAGAAUCCGCUUGAGGCCAAAAAUCAAAUCGUUUUUGCAAGAUGCAUCUUUAACCCGAGCUGCUGUUGAGAUGUUGAACACGAGAUCCGGCUUGCUUCAUCUAUAAGCGACAAUUUUAAUAUGUAUGAAAGCAGGGUUGGAAAUCUGCUGCUACUUUCUAAAGGAUUAGCUUCUAUAGAUAUGUUCUUGCUAGGUUCUGAAGUUGCAUAUGUGAAAACAUGAUUCUGCACUUAAAAGAAUGGAAAUUUGAUGUUUUUACAUGCUUUUCGCAUUUUGAAC